AAACCAAACUACAAUCCCCAAACCUUUUUGGAUUGUUCCUGCAGCCUCUAGAACCCGCCAAUGUCAACCAAAGUCGUGGCGGAGUACGCGAAAUCAGGCCGGUCAUCGAGCAAAAAGUGCGGCAGGGCUAUCACCGCCAUGUGGACUGCUUUUCUGACAGAAUUGAGUCCCUGGAGACAAUCAAGGGCUUUGCCUAUCUCGAGGUUGAAUGCUGAACCGGAAUAUUUGAAGAAGUUGUUAGACGUGCCUAAUACACCUCCGGGCAGUGUCAGCUCAGUGGUUGGAAUGGGAGGCGAUCAGCUUGUUGGGAAUUUACCUUGAAUUUAUCAAAGAAAGAAAUUGAGAAGGGGAUUCAAUUCCAACACAGUCACCUGAAUUCGAACAUAGAAAUGCUCACUAAAGAGCUCAAUUAUAGAAGCCUUGAUUCUUAUACUGGCUAGGAUCUGUAAUAACAAUUUUUUUUUUUUUGUUUGUAAUAUAGUUAAGUGGUUGCU
Rubroshorea leprosula is the source of this 494-nucleotide messenger RNA. The record is from the annotation of a GenBank genome assembly. NCBI's taxonomy places the organism in Eukaryota, Viridiplantae, Streptophyta, Magnoliopsida, Malvales, Dipterocarpaceae.